AUGCGCACUGCAGUGACGGCUAUCGCCAUGGUGGCCUGGGCGGCUCUGAGCGUCCAGGCAGUGCCGUCGGCCAAGAACUUCAUCUACAUCGUUCCGGAUGGCUUCGGGCCGGCGUCGCAGACCAUGGCCAGGGACUACGUGUCCCUCAUCCAGAACGGCGAGAACCCUGACCGGCCGGUUGGGUUCCAGCUCCCGGGUGACAAGAUGGUUCUGGGCAACGUGCGGACACACGCCAGCGACGCGCUGGUUACCGACUCGGCAGCUUCGGGAACUGCAUUUGCCUGCGGUAUCAAGACUUAUAACGCAGCUAUCGGUGUCAACGACGCCGUCGAGCCUAUUGGCUCGAUCCUGGAGGCGGCGCAUCUCUCAGGCAUGAAGACCGGUCUGGUAGUCACCAGCACGAUCAACCACGCCACGCCGGCUUCCUACUCUGCUCAUGUUGCUCACAGAGACAUGUAUGCGGAUAUCGCCAAGCAUCAAAUCGGAUACAACCACCCAUUUGGCCCCUUUGUGGACAUUUUGAUGGGUGGUGGUCGGUGCUACUACAAGCCGCAAGGAGAGAGUGGCUCCUGCAGGCCUGACGACGCAGACCUCUUCGGCUUCGCGCAAGAGAAUGGUUACCACGUGAUGCAGAACCGCACCGCGUUUGACGCCCUCGACAAGGGUCUCGGGGACACCAACCUGCCGUUCAUCGGCCUGUUCAACGACGGUCAGAUGAUGUACGAGAUCGACAGGUCACGCAACCCGACGCAGGAGCCGUCGCUGCUGGAGAUGGCCGAGACGGCCAUCAACGCUCUGGACCGGGCGACGAGCUCAGGUGACAAGGGCUACUUCCUCAUGAUCGAGGCGUCCCGCAUCGACCACGCAGGCCACGCCAACGACCCUGCAUCGCACCUGUUCGACAUCAUCAUGUACAACGAGGUGCUGGAGUACGUGCAAAAGUGGAUCGACGAGCACCCCGACACGAUGCUCAUGUCGGCGGCGGAUCACGAAUGCGGCGCCCUGACGCUCCCGGGGUACAACCCCCUGCCGAUGAAGGCGGCCACGGCGUCGACCGAGGCGCUGGUCAGGCGCUACGAUGAGUUUUCCGGCGACAAGCGGGCAUUCCUGCGGUCCGAGAUCCUGCCUGCGUACGGCCUGGCCGACGCCACCGACGCCGAGUUCAACACCCUGCUGUCCUCAGGCAACCUGGGAUCCGAGAUGGGCAACCUGCUCGCGUCGCGGGCGGGCAUCCACUGGGCUUCGGGCGGGCACUCGGCGGUCGACGUGGUCCUGUACGGAUACGCGUCCAGCGACAAGCUCGCCGAGUACAAGGCCAGCAUGGCGGGCAACCACGACAACACUGCCCUGCCCAAGUUUGUCGAGCAGGUCCUGGGUAUCGACAUGUCGGCAGCCACCGAGCUGAUCCGCGCCAACGCCACCGAGGGCUGGAUGGGCACGCCACCGACCAACUUUAGGACGAGCACGCAUGCGCAUGGCGACCACGACCCCACGCACCAACAGAUGCUGCCUCUGUUUCGUUAA
Pyricularia oryzae 70-15 is the source of this 1524-nucleotide messenger RNA. RefSeq lists its product as uncharacterized. Lineage: Eukaryota; Fungi; Ascomycota; Sordariomycetes; Magnaporthales; Pyriculariaceae. Gene Ontology annotation, molecular function: alkaline phosphatase activity. The transcript has 4 exons. Gene Ontology annotation, biological process: dephosphorylation. Gene Ontology annotation, cellular component: fungal-type vacuole membrane. Bases 1 to 1524 code for a protein of 507 amino acids. The record is from RefSeq and is a predicted model, not a curated record.